This is a messenger RNA of Trichomycterus rosablanca, 2176 nucleotides long. RefSeq names its product cell division cycle 7 homolog (S. cerevisiae) (gene cdc7). Gene Ontology annotation, biological process: protein phosphorylation; mitotic DNA damage checkpoint signaling. The record is from RefSeq and is a predicted model, not a curated record. The coding region runs from base 62 to 1702 and encodes 546 amino acids. Gene Ontology annotation, cellular component: nucleus. Gene Ontology annotation, molecular function: protein serine/threonine kinase activity; ATP binding. The transcript has 12 exons. NCBI's taxonomy places the organism in Eukaryota, Metazoa, Chordata, Actinopteri, Siluriformes, Trichomycteridae.
AGUUUUUAGGAACGUUAGCAAGUUAGCUGCGGAAUUACCUCGAACAAAUAGUAUUUAAAGUAUGUCCAUCAUGCACGAAGGUGCACAAUCAUUACCAACCAGCAGUAUGCAAAGCUUGGAUGACUGCAAACAACAGAAGGAGCAAAAAGAGCCUAAUAAAAGAAAAAUCCCCAGAGAUGUUGAGCUGGACAUUGAGUACCUGUAUGAGUCUGUGCCACAGCUGUCCAGUGUGUUCCGAAUCACCGACAAGAUUGGAGAAGGUACGUUUAGCUCCGUGUACCUGGGAGAGGCACAGAUGAGAGAUGGUCGGAGAGAGAAGUUUGCACUGAAGCAUCUCAUCCCUACGAGCCACCCGGUGCGGAUUGCGGCGGAGCUUCAGUGUUUAACCGUCGCUGGUGGUAAGGAGAACGUGAUGGGAGUUACAUAUUGCUUUAGAAAGGAGCACCACGUGGUGAUCGUCAUGCCUUAUGUGGAACACCAGGCCUUUGUUGAUAUAGUUGGCACGAUGAGUUUGGAGGAGGUGCGGCACUACGUUUACCAUCUACUCAAAGCCCUAAAGCACAUACACAAGUUCGGCAUCAUCCACCGGGACAUCAAGCCGACCAACUUCCUGUAUAACCGGCGGGAGAAGAAGUACGCACUGGUGGAUUUCGGCCUGGCACAGGGCACCCCCGACACUCGGAUCGAGCUCCUGAAGGUGGUAAAAUCGAAAUCUCAGAAAGGUGGUGGGUCCACAGACCAGUCUGCCCAAGCACUGCGAAAAGAGCCGUUAGUUCCUUUACCACCUAACGGCAGGAGUUGUGCACCUCACCUGUCCACAAAAGCACCGGUUAAAAGGCUGUCUCCACUCUCACGCACAAAACACACCAAGGAGCUAAUGGGACUUUCUAAAACGUCUCGCGUGUUCGGCGAGAGGAACCUCAACAGCGCAAACUCCACUAAGAACCCCACAGAUAAACCUGAGGGACUCGCGGUGAAACCAACGAGGACGGACGACGCGUCGCGCAGGCUCGUGCACGCUAAACGGCGUCCUUUCCCCGUGAAAGCUCUAGCGACGGAGCAGAAAGCCAAAACCGCCGCGGUUAACCCGUCUCUGACCUGCAACUGCUACAUGACCGACCGCAUCUGCAACAUCUGCCUGUCCAGGAAACAGCAAGUGGCUCCGCGAGCAGGAACUCCAGGAUUCAGAGCUCCGGAGGUUCUCACCAAGUGCCCGAACCAAGGAACAGCUAUUGACGUGUGGUCGGCGGGUGUGAUCCUGCUCUCUCUCCUGAGCGGCAGGUACCCGUUUUUCAAGGCCAACGACGACCUCGUGGCCCUAACCCAGAUCAUGACCAUCCGCGGCUCCAGGGAGACGAUACAGGCAGCCAAGAAGUUCGGCAAGGCGGUGGUGUGCAGCUGCGAACUUCCCCGCCUGGACCUGAGGAUCCUGUGCGAGACGCUGAGAGGGGCGCGGCCCCACGAGGACGACUCCCCGCCGGCCGCCUCUCGGGCCUCGCGCCGUCCCGCGGACGCUCAGCCGGAGAGACGGGGCGGCUCGGGGAACGCCGAAACGUCUGCAGAACUGCACGAACUGGGAUGGCACGGCGUUCCUGACGACAUGUACGACCUGUUGGACAGACUGCUGGAUGUGAACCCAGCAACCAGGAUAAGUGCGGAGGUGGCGCUGCAGCAUCCGGCGUUUCAGGACAUCAGUGAUUAGAUUGUAAGAGUAUCAUGUAUAUCUGCAACCGAGUAAAUGACUGGAACAAACCUUUGUAGUUGUACAAUUACUGACUGUAGUCCAUCUGUUUCUCUACACAGGACCCCCACAGAGCAGGUAUUAUUUAGGUGGUGGAUCAUUCUCAGCACUGCAGUGACACGGACAUGGUGGUGGUGUGUUAGUGUGUGUUGUGCUGGUAUGAGUGGAUCAGACACAGCAGCGCUCCUGGAGUUUUUAAACACCGUGUCCACUCACCGUCCACUCUAUUAGACACUCCUACCUAGUCGGUCCACCUUGUAGAUGUAAAGUCAGAGACGAUCGCUCAUCUAUCGCUGCUGUUUGAGUCGCUCAUCUUCUAGACCUUCAUCAGUGGACACAGGACGCUGUUGGCUGGAUGUUUUUGGUUGGUGGACUAUUCUCAAUCCAGCAUGGACAGUGCUGUGUCUGAUCCACUCAUACGAGCACAACACACUA